AUGGAGAACCGCUGCACGCAAUUGGAAGUCGAGUUGAGCUCUAAGCAGAGCGAGCUGAAGUCCUACAAGGCCGAGGUUCGUGCCAAGAUCAUCGCCGUCGGCAAGGCGGAGAUGAUCCUCAACGAGGUGCACAGAAAUCCAGCGGAGUUCGCCUCGCAAAUAAAGAAAAAUAUUGUCGCCCAGUUUUCCAAGUGGGACAUCGAUCGCGUGGACUUAGAGGCGUCGGCCGAACUUGCAAGGGAGAAGGCGACCGAUGCUAUCCAGGCCCAACUGGACCGUUUUAUGGAGUAUCCGAAAGCGGCCGAGAGGAUGGCGGAGGAGUUAGAGAGGUGCAAAAAGACUGCUCGGCGAGAAAAAAACUUGAUGGUCCUGGAGCGAAAGGAAUUUCGUCGACAGCUGCACAUGUUUCAGAAGUGGCAGACGGAGAACAGCAACUUACGGGAGAAGGCCAGAGCCCAGGAGAUGCAGGUCGUGGCUCUACGGCGCCAGCUAGCGGUGACCGAAUCGGGGUUGGCCGGGAGUGCUUCAACGAGAAAGGCGGUGAUAGGGGGAACAGUGGAUCGCUUGCAACGAGCAGAGACCGCGGCAAAGCACCAGGUUCACAAGUACCGAGAGUUGGCAGGAGCGCGAGGGGUUCAAGCUGCGCAAAUGAAGACGGAGAUCUCUUCCCUCAAGGCCACCAUCAAAACCCUUCGACUCAAGCUCGAGCCACCCGCACACGACUCCUACGAAACGGAGAUAGCCAGACUCGCGAGGGUCAACCCCGAAGUGCUGGACAUCCAGCAGAAGUCGGGGCUAAGCAAAGAGGACAUGGAGGCCAGCAUGGCGCAGCUCAAGCUUCUACGGGAGAAGGAGGAGCAGAAGGAUGCGCUAAUUGCGCUCGCGCGGGAGCGAGACGAGUUCGCGUUGUGUAUCAAGGACCUCAGAGCCCGAAACUCUUGGCUCGAGAAACAAGUGCUAAAGACCCCGGACGCGCUCCGGUCUGUGGCGGAGGAGCGUGUGGCAGGUGCGGCCCCUACCAAACGACCCGAUAAUUCCAAACGUGCGGAAACGUCGUCCAACCACGGCUGGAUGACCACUCAGAACGGCGGAGGCCGAGGGAUCAAGAAUCGCGCAGCCCCCGGUAGGGAGAACGAGGCCGCACCGAGGCUGGAGAACCAUUCGUGGGCCCAGCAGGGUUCCGGAGAGGCGGGGGUAGGGUCAACGGCAAGGGUCAGACGAACAAUAAAAAUGCUCGAAGAUUGCGACUGCUAA
Messenger RNA from Ectocarpus siliculosus, 1254 nucleotides. The record is from the annotation of a GenBank genome assembly. Lineage: Eukaryota; Phaeophyceae; Ectocarpales; Ectocarpaceae.